ACACAGUAUUGUAUAUUCUUAAUUUUUUCUUCAGCACAAUGGCUCCACGUAAGGGUGGUAAGGAUAACAAAGGCAAACAGAAGUCCACAUUCAAUGAAGUCAUCACAAAAGAAUGUACCAUCAACCUACACAAGAGGGUGUUUGGCAUAGGAUUCAAAAAGAGGGCUCCAAGAGCUAUCAAGGAGAUCCGUAAAUUUGCUGAAAAGAUGAUGGGCACACCAGACGUUCGAGUAGAAACACGUCUUAAUAAACACAUCUGGUCCAAGGGAAUCAGGAGUGUACCAUACAGAGUACGUGUACGUUUGGCCCGUAAGAGGAACGAAGAUGAGGACUCUGUUCACAGACUGUACACACUUGUCACAUUUGUUCCUUGUACAUCAUUUAAAGGCACACAGACCCUUAAUGUUGACAACGAGUGAUAAUUUAUGUACAGUUACGAAAUAAAGAGAAAAAACCAACA
Messenger RNA from Mercenaria mercenaria, 460 nucleotides. RefSeq names its product 60S ribosomal protein L31-like. Gene Ontology annotation, cellular component: cytosolic large ribosomal subunit; ribosome. Gene Ontology annotation, molecular function: structural constituent of ribosome. Gene Ontology annotation, biological process: cytoplasmic translation. Lineage: Eukaryota; Metazoa; Mollusca; Bivalvia; Venerida; Veneridae. Bases 39 to 419 code for a protein of 126 amino acids. The record is from RefSeq and is a predicted model, not a curated record. The transcript is spliced from 4 exons.